Glossina fuscipes is the source of this 382-nucleotide messenger RNA. RefSeq names its product UPF0691 protein C9orf116. The transcript is spliced from 2 exons. NCBI's taxonomy places the organism in Eukaryota, Metazoa, Arthropoda, Insecta, Diptera, Glossinidae. The coding region runs from base 38 to 382 and encodes 114 amino acids. Gene Ontology annotation, biological process: axoneme assembly. The record is from RefSeq and is a predicted model, not a curated record. Gene Ontology annotation, cellular component: axonemal microtubule.
CUAGCGAACCUAAAUACAAUACCAAUAAUCGUCUAAAAUGUGUGAUGAUAUUUGCGUAUCGUUCGAGACCUUCAGUCCGGAGAUUGAAUAUAUUAAAUUUUUAAAACGAAAGCCAAUUGUACAAACGGCGAAACUCUACGAGCAAUUGCAUACACGGGAGGGUAUCAAAUGUCCUUACAAUUUUAAGGGUUACGGCGUGGAAACGGACCAAAAUACUAUGUAUCGUACAUGUAACUCGGAAUAUGGAUACUAUGCGCCCAAUGCUUAUACUAUACCAUCACGGUAUUUUCCUUUGUCCCAGAAAUUUUCCAACGAACUUCAUCGCUGUGGCAUGUAUCGUAACUUCUCCCUAAACACUCAUAUGGAUCGAUCUUUUUAUUAG